Molecule: messenger RNA, 1215 nt
Organism: Raphanus sativus (radish)
Lineage: Eukaryota; Viridiplantae; Streptophyta; Magnoliopsida; Brassicales; Brassicaceae
Product: zinc-finger homeodomain protein 11-like
Exons: 1
Coding region: 213-983 (256 amino acids)
Biological process (GO): regulation of DNA-templated transcription; regulation of developmental process
Cellular component (GO): nucleus
Molecular function (GO): DNA-binding transcription factor activity; transcription cis-regulatory region binding
Source: RefSeq, a predicted model, not a curated record
ACUUAUUACAUUUUUAAAAUCUUAAUUAUAUAUUUUAUCACUGCCAUGUUCUUUACCGAUAUAAUUACAUCAUCGUCACAUGCACUUACUUAAUUCUCAGUUUUAAAAUAAAUAAAUAAAAUAAAUAAAUACCACAAAACCUAAUCUCCUCUUUAACUACGUUAAUCAGAAAUGAGUUAAACACACUAUAAAGACAGAACAUAAGUAAAGCCAUGGAUUUGUCUUCAAAACACAGACAAACGUUAGUAAACUCUACUAUCGCCGGAGAACCAACCGUCGCCGGAGAAAUGGGUAUCUGUUACAAAGAGUGUUUGAAAAACCACGCGGCUAACCUCGGUGGUCACGCGCUCGACGGCUGCGGCGAGUUUAUGCCGACCCCCACCGCAACACCCGCCGAUCCUUCCUCUCUCCGGUGCGCCGGUUGUGGCUGCCACCGUAAUUUCCACCGCCGUGACCCUUCCGACCAUCUCAAUUUCCUCCCCGUGCAUCCCGCUUCCUCUCCCUCCGGCACCGAAUCGCCGCCGUCUCAGUCGCUUCACCACGUGGCCUCCCCUGUUCCCUUCUCUUACUACACUUCAGCUCCACACCACGUGCAUCUCUCUCUCAGCUCCGGUUUCCGUGGACCGUCGGAUCUUGACCCGACGGGUGUGAGAUCGGAGAACAGCUCGAAAGGAGCAAUGAGGAAACGGACGAGGACCAAAUUCACGCCGGAGCAGAAGAUGAAGAUGAGAGCUUUCGCCGAGAAAGCAGGUUGGAAAAUCAACGGCUGCGAUGAAAAGUCGGUGAGGGAGUUCUGUAGCGAGGUUGGGAUCGGGAGAGGGGUUCUUAAAGUAUGGAUGCAUAAUAAUAAGUAUUCACUUCUCAACGGUAAGAACAUAGAGAUCUUGUCGGUCGAUCAUCAUCCUCGUCUUUGUCUGAACACUCAGAGCUCUAACAAUGGUGGAGGAGACGGAGACACCGUUGAUGGGUCUUCCUCUUCUUGAUCAGCUUUUGUGAAGCUAAUUAGGAUACUUCAAUCUGGGGUUAAAGUUAUAUUAAUUAUGAGCAUUAACCGUUCAAUCUUAUAAUAGUAAGUUCUAACAUGUAAUGGAUCAACGAUAUAUAUGCGGUUUUAAAAUAUCAAUGAUCUUUUCAGGUUUUUACUUUUAUUUUGGUAUGAACGUGAUGUUCAGAGAUCGUAAUGGGUUUGAUAAUGAAAUACUAUUUUUUCUUUAA